GCAGAUAGACAUGUACUUUCGCACGCUAUGGCGAGACGAGCGACUCAAGUCCACGUUCGAUUUCCUGGUGGCAGACAAUUCCUCGAACUACUACAUAGACGCACAAGAGUCGAAGCGUGAACUACCCUCUCGCCAUCACGAACGACCUCUAUCUAACACGUCCUCGGAGGAUGAUUCCGACCAUAAAGUGGAACUCGAUUCAGAUCUGCAGAAGAAAAAAGAGGCGGAGGGACAGAAGUUGGCAGAUGCGAGAGAAGAGAUCCCUGAACUGGUCACUUUGGGCCAGGAGUACGCGGAGGCCAUCUGGACUCCGGACAUCUACUUCCCAGAUGCAGUCAACAUCGAGAGACCAGGAAAAGAUCUGAUUUCGGAUAGUAUGGUGUUGGCGCUGUACAAUGACUCAUCCCUGUUCCAGUCCAUGCGUCUGCAGAUGAAGAUCCGCUGCAAGCUAGCCCUCACCCUCUUCCCCAUGGACAUACAACACUGCGACAUAUGUCUAGAGAGCUACCAGUACCACACAGGUGAUCUGAAGUUGCGGUGGUGGGAGGGGAAGUUGGAGAUGGACAAGGAGAAGAUGAGGAAGUACGGCGUGGCCAACUUCCACAUAGACUACUCCUCAUUCGCCAACACCACCAUCACCGAGGACUUCGGAUUCGGCUUCAACUACACGACUCUGUGUGUGCAAGUGCGCUUGGUGCGCAAAUUGAGCAUCUUCCUCAUCACUAUGUACCUGCCCUCCAUCUCACUUGUAGCCCUUUCCUGGGUGGGGUUCUGGAUCGACAAGAGGGCAGUGCCGGCCAGAGCCUCACUCACCAUCACAACUAUUCUGGCUCAGAUUACACUCAUCACCGGAACUGCCAAUCAAUUUCCUGGAAUUGCAGACUUGAAAGUGGCCGAUUUGUAUCUAAUUGUCAACUUCUUUUUCGUCUUUGCGAGUUUGAUCGAGUUUGCACUUGUAUCCUAUGAACCUCCAGUGAAAACUAUGGCCAAAUCAUGGCUACAUUCCACACGCGAGAAACUCAAGACAAAAGCACCCGCUCAAAACGAAACCAAAGUUCAACUUUCUGAAAAAACAGCGAAUAAGUCUUCAAACUUUCCGAAACUGAUUCCAGAUUUGCACAAAUUACAAACAAGCAGUGAAAGAUCAGAAAUUAUGAGCCAAAAUGAUGAAACAGCCGCUGUUAAUGGCAACGAUAAUAAAUCAGCAAAAAUUAUGGGACAAGUUAAUGGAUAUUUAUCUUCUGGGCUUGGAGUUGAUCAUAACUUGAUAAAACCUCACUUGAAAAAGGAAUCCAUUAGCAGUGUGGAACGUUCCCCAAACAAGAAUGAAAACCCUCUAUCACUCCGACAAGCUAUGUUAAGACGUGAAAAAAUGUUCCAACAUCAAGACCGUCAAAGUAACUCAGAUUCACAUAACGAAUUCAGCGAUAAUGAAUUAGUCGUCUCCAACAAAAGUGCAACGAGAUUGCGAAAAUCGAGUGCUUCAAAAUCAAGAUCCGAGAAAAUAUCCCAGUCAAAAGAUGGGAUGGGUUUAUCGCUACGACCGCCGAAGUACGAGUCGGCAUCGAGCGCCUCGCCGUUUCUGGCAUCCGCAGUUUCCGUCGAAGAUAGAUCGCCUUCGCUGUCGAACAGAAUCGAAGGUCCUCUUAUCUAUUCGGGAAAUAUGAGCGACGAAUUCUUGGAAAUCAAAGAUUGUCCCGGUUUUCCUGGGCUGAAAAGGGAGUUAUACGCUUCAGCAGUGAAAAAUAGAAAUAUUUCGAAAGUGAACAAUUCAAGUCAACAAGCGCGUUUGGAUCCGUCGCCCUCUCUCAACAUGCAAAGGAAGCCGCUGGAAACUGUGAUCAAGAUGGACCAAUUGCCAAAGCAGAGUAUCAUGAACCAGAAUAGCAAAGUGGGAAAACCUAAGAAAAGGAAGUCGAGCUCACUGGAAAAACAAGAAACAAUCGAGACGUACCCACAGCAGAACUGCAUAUGCAGAGUACUGAAGAAACUUCUUCCCUGUUUCCGCCCCCUGUUCGAGUAUUUCCAAUCCGACCAAUUUUCUAAAGACAACGCCGACAGUGUGUCCAAGUGGCUCUUUCCCGCAACAUUCCUUUUAUGGAAUAUUCUCUAUUUUUCCAUCACGCUUUCUUUGGCGGGGAGGCUGCAGUAUUGGUACAUAUGAAGAAAAAGCAGUUAAACAGCAAAAUUGAAACAAGACACCAAAAAUUAACAUAAAUUGAAUUUGUAGUUGUAUGGAUCUUUUCAAGUUUUCCACAUGAGCU
Molecule: messenger RNA, 2264 nt
Organism: Symsagittifera roscoffensis
Lineage: Eukaryota; Metazoa; Xenacoelomorpha; Acoela; Convolutidae
Exons: 7
Coding region: 11-2164 (717 amino acids)
Biological process (GO): chemical synaptic transmission; nervous system process; chloride transmembrane transport
Cellular component (GO): neuron projection; synapse; plasma membrane
Molecular function (GO): transmembrane signaling receptor activity; excitatory extracellular ligand-gated monoatomic ion channel activity; transmitter-gated monoatomic ion channel activity involved in regulation of postsynaptic membrane potential
Source: RefSeq, a predicted model, not a curated record